CGCGUACCAAUUCAUGAUGAGGACGACUUUUCCAUGAAAAGUCAGACCAUUUUCUUAUCGCAGACACCUGUCCUUGUUUCAAACUGUAAGUGGUGAAGUGAGCGCUUAGUUUAGAAAGGUUGCUACGACAACCAUCGAACCAUGUCGUGUUUACACCGCGACCGGUUCGUCAUCAUCGCCAUGGACACUGGACAGCGAGCCGGAGUUACUAGUAGACUUUUGCACCUUGCUGUCAACACCUAGACUCUUCCAUCUCUCCAUACACUCCUAAACCUCCCCUUCAAAAACCACUUCCCACACCGUCGAAAGACAAGAGACCUACACAAAGACAAGCGAAGAAGCCUCUCAGGCAGUCCUGAACCAAACAAUCUCUACUGCCCGAGAGGGCCCCUUCUGAAUAACAGAAAGUCGCAAGCAGCCGCCUGCGACUGGUGGAAGCAUAAAGAAGCAAGACCGCUGCCCGGUCCGCAGCCAUAGCGCUGCGUGAGUCUCGAACCAUAGAAGGAACCAAUACCGGAACAACGACAAACCCUUCGACAAGAUACUAUUUCGAACUCAUCUCGCCUAAGAUGAUGUCCAAUCCACCUUCAUCUCUUCACCACCGACAGGCAAUGCAUCGGAGACAGAACUCGACUCCUAUUGUAGCCUUUGAAGCCAUGAAGGUCAGCACCAGUAUGCCGCCACAACGACAAUCACUUCACAGACGGGGACAAUCGUUCGAUCAACAACGAAGCCCCAUACGAAGACAACAACAACAACACGGCAGUACGGUAAGUAUGACUAACCUAGGAUCAAUCCACGGACAACAGAUUUUGCGGGAAGCGCAGCAGCAAAAAAUUGCAAGAAGACCGGGCCAGCAAUUACAACUCAAUAUGGAUAUGCCAAUCUCUCCAGAUUGUGGUAUCUAUUCGGGUUCUUCAGGCUCAAUGCCUGGAACGCCAUUUGAAAACAUGUCAAUGAAUGCGUUCAUGCACCAGAAUCCCAACGGCAUGGACUAUUCCCAUUCACCACAAUUCUUCUCCGACAUGUACAUGUCCAUGCAGAAUGGAAUGCCAGGCAUGGGGAUCAUGGACGAAAACACUCCUCAGUACCUCCACGAUGCUCGCAGCGUCCAUUCUCAACAAAGCAGCGGCAUGUCCUUCGACGCGAGAAGAAUGUCGCAACCAGAUCUGCGCGUGCAGACUCAAUUACGACCUCACACACCUUCACAUCAAAUCCAGACUGCACAAUUUCCUCUCACACCUCCCUUCAGCCAACACACCCCAGCCGCACAAUAUUCACGAUCUCUCCAAGCAUCACCGGCUUUACAAUCACCUUAUCCCAUUCCGAUGACAAGAGGCCGGUCCUUGCAAGGCAUCAUCGAGAACGAGGAGUUCAAGGCUGACUUCAUCACCACCCCGAUCGCCACCUCAUUCGAAGUCGCCGAGCUGCCCACUCCGAGCUCUCGAAGACACGUUCCAAGUCCCAGACUGCAGCAACAUUCAGAUCCAAACAAAUCGAAACCAGUCAUGUCACCUGCUAUGCCGGCUGACGAGGGCACAUCUCACAUGCCACAGCUCACGGAGAGACCUGCUCCCAUCUUGACUCCGAUCCUGACUCAAGGACGAGACCAGAGUAGCAGCGCGUCACCAGGCCGACCAGCCCUCUCGCCUCGCCGAAUGUCCAUCUCCGAUCUGAACCUCGAACCUGGCAUUCAAGCCUCGAUUGAAGAGACCAACGUCACUCUCGACGACAUUGCACAAUACAUCGAGGGCCCGGACCCGGUUGACAACAGAUGGAUCUGCAAAUUCGACGACUGCAACAAACGCUUCGGCCGCAAGGAGAACAUCAAGUCACAUGUCCAGACACACCUUGGCGACCGCCAGUUCCGCUGCGACCACUGCGGUAAAUGCUUCGUCCGCGGUCAUGACCUCAAACGCCACGCCAAGAUCCACACCGGCAACAAGCCAUACCCAUGUGCCUGCGGCAACUCCUUCGCCCGUCACGACGCCUUGACCCGACACCGCCAGCGCGGCAUGUGCAUCGGUGCAUUCGAAGGCACGGUCAAGAAAAUCGUCAAGCGCGGCCGACCACGCAAGCACCGCCCCGAGAUGGACGAACGUCUCGACAAGGCGCAGCGCACACGACAAAAUGCCAAUGCCGCCAACAGCGAAGGCUUCAACGACCCAUACACGUCCUCCGCCUCCAGCUGCUCCAUGUCGAGCUGGGGUUCCCCGCCGACCGAGAACAUGGACAACCUGAGCAUCCGCGGUACAUCGCCGUUCGAAGGUGGUAUGCCGCUCUUCGGCCUAUCCAACCCACCCCUCGUCAGCAUGGACCAGAUGAUCAGCUUUGCCCCAGACGCAUUCUCCUUCACGCCUCCCGCCAGCCCAGGCUACUCGACCGGCACCAAGCCCAGCCCAUCGUACCGCGAGUUGACACCGGCCGAGAUGCACCAGCGCGGACACGACGUGACACGCAUGCUCCCGGACUUGCCGGCCAUGGACCCCAGUCUUUCCGUCAUGAGCGCUGUCAACGGCUACUCCGGCCAGAGUCUACCCAGUCUGUCGCAUUCCAGCUCUUCGCCCGCCGCGGACGUCGUGGCCUUUGACUUUUCCGACCUGCCCAACGAUGGCUCCUCGUCAACCCUGAUGUCCCAGUCUUCUCAGAUGCCCAGCAAGCUCGACUCCGACCGAAAUGACUUCGACACGUUCCUCGACUACGGCAGCAUGGAGAUGGGCAUGGAUUCUUCCUCGGUGCAGGACUUCUUUUCCAUCUAGAGAAUGGAACCGGGUUCUGUAUUCUGGGACUUCUCCAUGUUUUGACCAGAGUGAUGUAAAUGUGCAAUGAACAAUGCUUGCGUCGACACGGAGGAACGCAACGAGGCGAUCUGCGAGGGGUUUGUCAAUAACAACGAAGAUAUGGGAUGGGACCCGUCAGGUUGAAAUGCGCCAACCAAACAACACAAUGUACUGUAUUCUAGGCAAAGGAUGAGAAACGAACGACUUGUUGAUGAGGCGAAAACACUGGAGUUUUCAUCAGGGAUUGGGCUUAUGGAGAUUCAGCGUUUUCAUGGGAACGAAGGCCUAACGGGAAUGGAUGGGUUGACUCAUUGAACUGAUUGCUUGCUUGCUUUGCUUGAAAACGAAGAACAUAAGGGGGUCGGCUCGGCUGGGCUUGAACGAGGGCUAGGGCUAGGGCCAGGGACGACUGGGCUCGCGCUCGGCCUACGCCCCCUUUGCCUCUGAUAUGGGAAUGUGUUUUUAUCAUGUCAUAUGCCUUCCUUCUUUUGUUGCGUGCUUCUUGUGUGCGUUUCUUCUCUUUUUGAACCAGGCGGUUCCGGGGGCUGGACUUGUACAUUCAUUUUGGAGACUGCAUCGGCCCAGAAACACCUUUCAUUCAUUCAUGCAGUCUCCGUCUUUUUCUUGCUGAGCAAAGCGUUGGCGUCACCGGAGCCCGGGGAAAGGAAUGGUUGCAGGAUCUGCUGGGGUCGAUCUUGCCUCGCAUGGCGUCUACGUCUUCGUCUGCGUCGCAAAGUGAGGCAAAAAGAAACCCCGCGACAGGAGGGACGAGGCACCGGGAGCAUCCAAGGAUAUGGAUGGCACCGCCGCAAUGUCAGCAGCCAGCAUGAGGUUCGACCCUUGUAUCGAGAACGCCUGGUUUGGCCAAUCUUUUUGUUAUGAGGGAAUGCAACACGGCAAGGUGGAUGGACAGCCAGGGGUCUGGCUCAGUUAGUAAAGUCACUAUCACCAAUACGAAUGCCACGCUUCUCAAUUG
Messenger RNA from Exophiala xenobiotica, 3756 nucleotides. RefSeq lists its product as uncharacterized. The transcript is spliced from 3 exons. Gene Ontology annotation, cellular component: nucleus. The record is from RefSeq and is a predicted model, not a curated record. Lineage: Eukaryota; Fungi; Ascomycota; Eurotiomycetes; Chaetothyriales; Herpotrichiellaceae. The coding region runs from base 570 to 2759 and encodes 729 amino acids. Gene Ontology annotation, molecular function: DNA-binding transcription factor activity, RNA polymerase II-specific; RNA polymerase II cis-regulatory region sequence-specific DNA binding. Gene Ontology annotation, biological process: regulation of transcription by RNA polymerase II.